Messenger RNA from Pistacia vera, 705 nucleotides. RefSeq names its product putative wall-associated receptor kinase-like 16. Gene Ontology annotation, molecular function: protein serine/threonine kinase activity; ATP binding. The coding region runs from base 1 to 705 and encodes 234 amino acids. Gene Ontology annotation, cellular component: plasma membrane. Gene Ontology annotation, biological process: protein phosphorylation; cell surface receptor signaling pathway. The transcript has a single exon. The record is from RefSeq and is a predicted model, not a curated record. NCBI's taxonomy places the organism in Eukaryota, Viridiplantae, Streptophyta, Magnoliopsida, Sapindales, Anacardiaceae.
AUGGGUCAUAAAAAUAUUUUGAAGUUGAUCGGAUGCUGCUUAGAGACUCAAACUCCCAUUCUAGUUUUUGAAUCUGUACAGUAUUACACUUUUGCUAACCUUGUUUACCAUCCUCUUGAACCCCAUUUUAAACCUUUACCAUUGACACAGAGAUUAAAGAUUGCAAUGGAGGUGGCUAAUGCAGUAGCAUAUCUCCACUUUGGAUUUUCUAGGCCCAUUAUGUGUAGAAUGUACAAACCAGGCUACGUUUUAUUCAAUGAUAAAAAUAUUGCUAAAGUGUUUGAUUUAUCGUGGUCUGUGUCUAUUCCAGAAGGUGAAACUCACAUUGAAAUCGCAGUGCAAGGUCUAUUGGUAUAUAUUGCACCUGAGUACUUAAAAAAAGGUAAAUUAAAUGAAAAAACUGAUGUUUAUGGUUCUGGUUGUCUUCUGAUCGAGCUUUUGGCUGGAAACAGAAUGUCUAAUAUUCUUCAAGCUGAACCAGACUAUGACCAUAUAUUAGAGAAGCUUAUUAAGAAAUAUAUUGAAGAUGGGUAUAAUAAGAUGGUAGAUCCCAUGAUUCUUGGAGAGGAGCCUUGUUCUGGAAAAGACCUGCAAUUGCAAGCUGUUACACAGCUUGCUGUGAAAUGUGUCUCUGAAUCAGCAGAAGAAAGGCCGACAAUGAUUGAUGUGGCAAAACAGCUCAGGCAAAUGUAUCGCCUCUCCUAG